AUGUCUGGCUCCAAGGCUGCCCUCAAAGCCAUCAAUGAUGGAAUCCGGCAGCAAAAGUUCGACCAAGUCGUGCAGCUGGCCCAGGACUUCUUGCAACAGGAAUCCAAGAACUACCAAGCUCACAUCUUCCUGGCGUUUGCCCUAGACAAGAAGAAUCAGUUCGAUGAAGCAGAAAAGGUGUACCGAGUAGCCACGGUCCUCCGGCCCCAGGAUGCCCAGGCAUUCCAGGGACUCGUCAAACUCUAUGAGAAGCAAGGCUCCUCCAAACUCGCCGGCUACCAGCAAGCCGUUAUCAGUCUUGCUCAGAUAUUCUAUGACGCCGAGGACAUGUACAAGUGUCAAGAUGUUGUCGAUAAGUUUGUCGAUUAUGCCAGAGUACAUGGCGACAAGCUUCAGUUGGCCGAUGCCCUUUGGAUUCAGCUUCCCGAAAGUCCGCUCUACCCGAUCCUCGAGGGUCGCCUCCCCAAGCCAUCGACAACCUACGAGCGCAUCGCUCACAUACUGGAAGAGUUCGAGAAGAAGCGCGUCAACACGUUGAUCGGCGAACGCCGCACCCGCCUUGGCGUCACCCUCUCCGAUGUUACCGUCGAGGCCAAGAGGGAGGUAUACGGUCAGAGCAAGCUCGAGCACAUCUACCGCCAGCUCAUCAACUGGACCGGCGAUGACGAUCUUCGACGGACGUAUGAGGAGAAACUGCUUCAGUAUUGCUACGAGAGGCUCCUCGUCUCGCCUCCAGCCGCCAAGGCCCAGGAGCAGAUGACGGUGCUCAAGCUCGCGAGCGAAAUGGUCGCCAUCUGUCACCCCUACAAGCUCGCCUGGGACAUAACGGUCGAGUGGCAGGAUCACAAAGAGAUCAAUGACUGGGAUGUCGACCUACUGCGAGAAUACUGCUCGUUCUUCCCCGACAGCGACCUCUACAAAGUCAUCACCGGCUACCUGACAAGCAAGCAUUCCCCUUUUCCCCCGGCGAAAGAAGCGGACAAGCAGGCAUCCACCGCCUCCGAGGCCAGCGAUAGCGAUGAUGACGAUGACGGAGGCGGCGUCCCGACCUCAUUCGUUCCCCUGACCGACGAGGAUAGGCUCUUGAUGAUCUCCGAAGGCAUCAGCAGCACCGAGUCGGCAUUUGCCUACCGGCUCGUCGGCCACUACUUGCUGCAAUCGGGAGAAUACGAGAGCACGGUGGAGUUUAUGCGAAAGGCAAAGCUGUUCGUCGCAAACCAGCAGGCCAAAAUUGGUUUUUCGUUUCAGAAUUCGCAAGACGCAUAUUCUCUGUGCCUUGGCACGGCGCUUGUGUAUUAUCAAUCCCCCCGCCAUCACCAGGAGGCAAAGGUGCUGUUCGACAAGGUUCUGGAGCAUGACGCUGCAUCCACCCCGGCCUUGAUUGGCGUCGGCUUGAUCUUUGAGGAGGAGGAAGAGUACGACGAGGCGAUCGACUUCCUCAGCCGCGCCUUGAAGCGAGACGAGUCGAACCUUCGCGUCAAGUCUGAGGCUGCAUGGGUGAAGGCGCUCAAGGGCGACUGGCAAGCGGCAAGGAACGAGCUGAUGCAGUGCGUCAAGCUGUUGGAGCAGAAAGACGCGACGGACAAGGACCUGCUCGCAGAUACGCAGUACCGCAUCGGCGCCUGCAUCUGGAACCUGCAGACGAGCCGCCAAGACAGAAAGCAGAAGAAGGGCGAGAGCGCGUACGCCUACUGGCUGGCGGCGCUGAACAGCAACCUAAAUCACGCACCGGCAUAUACCAGCCUUGGCAUCUUUUACAACGACUACGCCAGGGACAAGAAACGGGCGCGGCGGUGUUUCCAAAAGGCUCUCGAGUUGUCCUCGGCCGAAGUCGUCGCCGCCGAACGGCUAGCGCGGUCUUUUGCCGAGGACGGCGACUGGGAUCGCGUCGAGCUCGUCGCCCAGCGCGUCGUCGACUCUGGCAAGGUCAAGCCGCCGCCUGGGUCGAAGCGGAAGGGCAUCAGCUGGCCGUUUGCCGCCCUAGGGGUGGCCGAGCUGAACAAGCAAGACUUUCACAAAGCCAUCGUCUCGUUCCAGUCGGCCCUGCGCCUGUCGCCCAACGAUUACCACUCCUGGGUCGGGCUCGGGGAGAGUUACCACAGCUCUGGCAGGUACAUUGCAGCGACGAAAGCCAUCCUCGGCGCUCAGGCGCUGGAGGCGGACAGCAAGGACGACAUUUCGGGGGAUACGUGGUUCACCAAGUACAUGCUUGCCAAUAUCAAGCGUGAACUAGGCGAAUUCGACGAGUCCAUCGCCCUGUACCAGUCCGUGCUGGAAACGCAUGCGAGCGAGCAAGGUGUCAUUCUCGCCCUCAUGCAGACCAUGGUCGACAGCGCUCUCGUGAGCGUCGAAAGGGGCCUGUACGGGAAGGCCGCGCAGCUGGCCGCCGACGUCAUCCACUUCGCCGCGACGACGACGGACAGCGCGACGGCAUUCAACUUUUGGAAGAGCCUCGCGGAUGCUUGCUCCGUCUUCUCCUCGGUCCAGAGCCGCGUGGGCGACUUUCCGGCUGAGAGGAUCAAGAAGCUCCUGGAGGAUGCGGAUCAGGAUGCAUUCGAAGCGCUGGCGAGCGUCGACAAGGUGGGGACCGAGCUCGUCUAUUCCACGGGUGCGACAGUCAACGGCGAGAGAUGCAACAUGACCAUGAAGCGAUGCGUUGAUGCAACGAUCCUUUGCCACAAGAUGGCGAUUCACGUAUCGUUGGCCGACGUUCACGCGCAGGCUGUGGCAUACUACAACCUCGGCUGGGCCGAGUUCCGAGCGCACGCGUGCCUUCCCGGCCAAGGGCGAAAGACGUCGAGCGACUACGUCAAGGCGGCUGUGAGGUGCUUCAAGCGGUCGAUUGAACUAGAAAGCGGUAACUCGGAGUUCUGGAAUGCCCUCGGCGUCGUGACCAGCGAAAUCAACCCAGCCGUGGCGCAGCAUGCCUUUGUCAGGAGUCUACAUCUCAACGAGCGCAGCCCCGUGCCGUGGACGAAUCUGGGCACGCUGGCACUGCUUGCGGGAGACGCGACGCUCGCCAACGAGGCGUACACGAGGGCCCAGUCGGCGGACCCCGACUACGCCCAUGCAUGGCUGGGUCAGGGAUUCGUGGCACUACUGCUCGGCGAUGCCAAGGAAGCUCGAGGCCUCUUCAGCCAUGCCAUGGAAAUCGCCGAGGCCUCGUCCUUGGCCACCCGCCGCCAUUAUUCGUCCUCCAUUUUCGACCAUGUGCUCGGCGCACCGUCCAACAUGACGGUGGCGUCCCUCAUCCAGCCACUCUUCGCCCUGAACCAGGAACGGAUCGGGGAAAGCUCUCGGGCCGUGCAGACUCUGGAGGGGGUUUGCGAGACCAUCGAGGCCGACUACGAGGAGACCGAGUCGGCAGAGAGCCUUGCGAGGUUCACCAUGGCAAAGACGGACUUGGCCCGGGCGUACUUGGCGGCGGGAUGGCACGACAAGGCCGUCGAGUGCGGCGAGAUGGCGCUCGGGCUAAGCAGCAACGCAAGCGAGACGGAGCUGAGUGCGGAACAGCGGAGGAGGGCCCGACUGUCGGCCCACAUGACGGUCGGCUUGGGGCGGUUCUAUCGGAAGGAGUACAAGGAGGCCGAGACGUGCUUCCGCUUCGGGCUGGAGGAGUCGGACGACAACCCGGACGUGACCUGCCUCCUGGCGCGGGUGCUCUGGGCGCAAGGCUCGGAAGAGUCGCGGGAGAAGGCGCGGGCGGCCUUGUUCGAGGUGAUCGAGAAGCAGCCGGAGCACGUGCAGAGCGUGCUGCUGCUCGGCGUCAUCUCCCUCCUCGACGAGGACGAGGACAGCCUGGAGGCGGUGGUGGAAGAGCUCGAGAAGCUGCGGACAAACGACAAGGUCACCGCCGCGGAGCAGUCACAGAUAGGCGAGGUCCUUCAAGCCAUGGCUGGCCUGGGCGAGGGCCGAACGAAGCAGGACGCGCUGGGGCAAGUGCAAGAGGAGGUGAUGCUGCACCCUCACCUGCCACACGGAUGGAGCUCGCUGGCCAGAACGACGGGCGAUGCCGCCGCUUCGCAGAUGGCACUCCGAGUUGCCGCUCGGGGCAUGCCGCCAAGGGGCGCGCUCGAGUCGCAAGAGGUGGCGUGUGCGUACGCCGGUACGGGCAAGGCGGCGGACGCGCAGAGGUCGGCAUUGCUGGCGCCGUGGGAGCAAGCUGGCUGGCAUUCGCUGGAGGUUGCGACGGCGAGCAUCUAG
Messenger RNA from Drechmeria coniospora, 4203 nucleotides. RefSeq names its product antiviral protein. Gene Ontology annotation, cellular component: Ski complex. The record is from RefSeq and is a predicted model, not a curated record. Lineage: Eukaryota; Fungi; Ascomycota; Sordariomycetes; Hypocreales; Ophiocordycipitaceae. The transcript has 3 exons. Gene Ontology annotation, molecular function: protein binding. Bases 1 to 4203 code for a protein of 1400 amino acids.